Spodoptera frugiperda (fall armyworm) is the source of this 4589-nucleotide messenger RNA. Its product is annotated as RRP12-like protein. The transcript has 19 exons. Lineage: Eukaryota; Metazoa; Arthropoda; Insecta; Lepidoptera; Noctuidae. The record is from RefSeq and is a predicted model, not a curated record. Bases 84 to 4217 code for a protein of 1377 amino acids.
UUUGCAGCCAACUUCACUUCAAUGAGUUCUUCAACCACGUGCGGUGUUUUUAUGUUUGAAACUCGUGUUAUGAAUUAAAGAAAAUGGGUAAAUUCAGAUCAAAACUAAAGGGAAAAUCGAAAGGGAAGAGAUGGCAGAAGGGACAGUCGUCGAACUCCAACCCAAAAAUACAGAAAUACCGGGAGAUGGCGAAAUCCCGGUUUUUUCAAGAAAAUCUAGGCAGCACCGGUUUAACCCAGCAAGCUGUUUCAAAACACGAUGCCAUGAUGACUUAUGGUCAUGCAUCAUUGAAGAAGAAAUCUGAUGCAGAAAACGAGUUACUUAUAGCUAAGGAGCUAGAGAACAUGUCUAUGAAGAGUGGAGAUGACGGUUCAGAGACAGAAUAUUCAGAAUCCUUCAAAUCUGGCACUUACAAGACAUUUCAGACAUUUGCUUCCGACUGGAGUCAAUGUUCUAAUAUAAGUUUUAGCAAGUUGCUGACAAGAUUUGACUCAAACAAUGGCCUGCACAAGGAGAUGCUAGCAGUGCUAGCUGCAGUCACAGAAGUUAUAAAGGAGCAGGGAGGCAAGGAGUCCACCACGGAGUACUUUGCAGCUCUGAUGGAAACUCUAAAAUCAUCAGAAAUGGAAGAGAACCUAGUGGCAACAUUGACUUUAUUAUCUAUGGGCAUCAAGGCAGUACCUCCAGCAGUUUUGAGGAAGCAGUUCUCAGACUCAGCGACUAUUUUCAUGGACAUCUUAGAAAAGAAUGAACAGAGUGAGAAUGGAGCAUUGUUGAGGAGUGCUAUUGGGUGCCUCUCUGUGUUGCUGAGGGCCCAGGAGUAUGCCCUCUGGGGAGACUCUUCUACUAUGAGGGUCUUUGAGUCUGUACUUGCGUUUGCACUGCAUUCUAAACCUAAGGUACGUAAAGCAGCUCAGCAUGCAGUGACGUCAGUACUACGCGGCAGCUGUUUCAUGAUACCAUCUGAUGACCAGAAAGUUAAAGUACCCAAGCUCCACCCGGGUUCGAACCGCGUAGCAGAGUUCUGUCUAUCUCAGAUCAAGGCAGAGGCUUUGUUGGCCGGGCAUCGAACUGUGUUACAUACACUGACGAUGCUCAGGGACGUACUGCCUGUAUUUAGCAAGGAUUAUAUCAAGUCAAUAUGCGAGGCGAUACUGUCCCUAAUGACGCACAACAACGUGUACAUAAAGACGUGUUGCCUGCACACGCUGCACGCGUUGUUCUCAAGCAGUAAGGAGUCGAGCAACAUGACUGCGUCGUUGGCAGUGCAGCUGACAAGGGCGCUGAUGGCCGCCCGGCCGCCCGCCAACGACACGGGACAAGUACUCGCCUGGGCAGCUGUGUUGCAACAAGGAUUUUGCUGCUUGGCUAAUCUGGACCUGAACCUGUGUAUGCCGAACUUGCCAGCGUUCGUGAACAUCUGUGUGUCGGAGUUGUGGCUGUCCGACGUCGCCGACAUCAACUCCGCAUCCACUAACGCUUUGAAGGCAGUUCUACUGGACUGUGUGAAGUUGGCAGUGGACUCGGACGAGUCGUUCAUCAAACACAAGUCGCACGUGGAAGCUAUCUUCAAGAGUAUCGGCACCGGGCUCGACAACCCGUUCAACCAAGCCAUCCGCCAUGUUAUAAUGACCAUAGCUGUGUGUUUCGAGAUCGGCAACGAGAAAGUAGCAAACUCACUGGGACCUCUUUUGAGGAAACUGAACGACCGUCGCGAGAGUCACAACUUUGACAACGACAAAGAGGUUGAAUACGCCACUGGAUGCGCCAUCAAGUCCCUCGGCCCAGAAUUUGUUCUUCGCAUAAUACCUUUGAGAGACGGACCAGAAAAAAUAAACUUAGAAAGGAGCUGGCUCCUUCCAGUACUCAAAGAAAAAAUAACACACUCAAACCUCAAAUUCUUUGCGACAGAAAUCUUAGAAAUGGCAACUUUCUGUCGCAAGAAAUCGAGAGAACUAACUCAAAUGAAGGAUGUUCCCGGAUCACACACUUAUGAGUUGCUGUGCAAUCAAUUUUGGGCCUUACUGCCCUCAUUUUGUAACAGCCCGAAAGACAUAAAAGACAAUUUCAAAUCUAUUGCAAGGGUAUUAGGUAGUGUUUUGAAAGAUAACCCAGAAUUUAGGUUGUCAGUGAUGCAGGCUCUUAGAAAGCUGAUAACUUGUUCCGCUGAUAAUGAGGAAGAUCAAUUAGAAUUGGGAAGGUUUGCGAAGAACUAUUUGCCUAUUUUACUGAAUGUGUACAUGUCGCCUGCUAAGGGAAGUUACGCGGAAGGACAUAGACUGGCUGCUUUGGAAACUAUACAGGUAUACCUAACAAUAAGCGACCAAACUCUACGCGAGGAACUAUUUACAAACGCCCUCCAACAACUAGAAACUUCAAAGGAAAAUCACUUCCAAAGAGAAGCGAUUCUAGACAUCAUAAGGACGUUAGUCCUAUAUCAAAGUAGCGAACGAAUCGCAAAACUUUUCGACGACUGGGUAUACCCACUUUGUGAAACAGUUUUGGAAGAUCCGAAAAAACAUAAAAAGGCCAAGAAAGAGAAUCAAAUGGAGACAGAGAAUGGAGAGGGAGAAAAGAAGAGUGAAUUGAAGUAUAAAGAGAAGUCGAAACUUCUGGAAAUGGAACAUAAGAAGGCUUAUAGGAUAUUAGAAGAGAUCUUCAAGAGUGACAAAGAGAGUUGUAAGGAGUUUUUGAAAGAGAAUUAUAAGAAGAUUAAGAAGUUGUUAAUGUCGUCCUUGAAUAAGGUCGCUGAUAGCAGCAAGGCUGCUAGGUUAAGAUGUAUAGAACACCUAAUAAACACGACACCGUUCUUGAACGCGGAGAGCAAGUUACUGAAGAGCGCUAUAGCGGAAUCUGUGAUAUGUACCAAGGACAUCAACAGCAAAUGCAGGCAGUGUGCCUUCAACCUUAUCAACAGUGUUGGAGCCGUUCUCAAGUCUCAGGAAGGAGGUAUGCAAGCAUUCGUGAACAUGUUGACCUCGGGUCUCUCAGCGCCGCUCCCUCGCAUCGUGAGCGCGACCCUCCGCGCCAUAGCGUCAGCAUUGUUCAACUUCUCGGAGGACAUGGGGCUGGAGACUGUUCAGGGUCUGCUGGAGACCGUGGUGGAACACAUGACCAAUAAUAACAGAGAGAUUGUGGCUGCUUGCAUGAGUUUCUUGAAGGUAUACACAAAAGUACUACCAACAGAUGUCCUAGCAGGCAGUCUACCAGUUAUCUUCAAAGCCCUAUCUACCAUGCCAGAAGACUGCAAGAGACACUCGAGGCUGGAGAUAGGAUACUUCCUAACUAAGAUGAUGAGGAAAUUCGGAGCUGACACCGUCGAGAAACUGAUUCCACCGACUGAUGAAGUCAUGUUGAGGAGACUGAGGAAUAUUCGCAAGAUGGAUAAUAGGAAGAAGAGACAGAAGGAGAAUCAGCAGGACCAAUCAGAUGAUUCAGACACAGACAUGCCAAUCAAGGGCACAUCCAAAACGUUAGAAGACAUCCUCAAAGACUCUGACUCCGAGAUGGAGUUCUUGGAUGAAGAGGAUGAUAAACCAAGGCCCAAGGUCAAGAAGAUGACCAAGACUAAGGGCAAGAACCAGGCCUGGAUCGAGGACGAUCCGGAGAAUAUUGUGGACUUGGCUGAUGUCUCCGCUUCCAGAAAGAUUACAGCAACGGACCCAUCACGUAAGCAGAAGGCAUCAGAAGUUAAAGCACAGAAGAAGAAGGACGGUGGCUUCAAGACUGCGCCUGAUGGUAGACUGAUCAUCACUGAUGAUGCGUUCGACAAUGAUGAUGAUGACGACACUCCUAGGCCGAGUGGGGAUAUUGAUACCGACACUGAUGAUACUGACGCUGAAGAAGAAGAGUCAAAACCCUCGAAAUUACUUAAGCCUGGUGCCAAGCGCCGUUACGAUGACAUCCUCAGUUUGAAGAGUGGCAGGUCCAGCAGGAGUCGCGCGUCCACCGUCACCGUGGGAUCCAAAUACAAGGCUGGAGGCAAGGGUAUCCAUAGACCGCUAGGAUCAGCUGCAUCAGUAGCGUCAGGCGCUGGAUCGGAAUACAGGGCUAAGAAAGCGAAGGGUGACGUGAAGAAACAAGGCAAGCACGAUCCCUACGCGUAUCUACCGCUAUCUAGGAAGAAUUUGAAUAAGAGGAAAAAGGCACAGACAUCAAAACAAUUUAAAGGCGUCGUUAAAUCAAAAACGAAAUUGGGGAAGAAUAAAAAGAAAUGAGAGUAAAAAUCAUUAUAGACAAAUAUGUAAUUUUAUUUUUAAGGUUAUUUUAAUUACUGUUGACAGUUCUUUUCGGUUGAUUUUAAACCUUAUUGUAAAGUAUUUAAGCUGAUAUUUAUAUAUUGCAAUCUUCAUCCAGGCUUGAUAAAAAUAAACAUGUAUUUAAAGCUUCUAAUAAAACGAACUGUAAACAAAAAUCUCGGAUUAUUAUUUUCAUACUCUACGCGAAGUUUCAUUGCUUAAAAUGCUAUUAAAAAAGUAACAAAUGUUUAUACUCUGUGGUCGAACUCUGUUUAUGUUCGACAAUCUCACGUUAUGGACUUGUGUAAUGUUGAAACUUUAAAAUAUUUGUUAAUAAAUCAAUAUCAAAUA